Molecule: messenger RNA, 2405 nt
Organism: Cuscuta campestris
Lineage: Eukaryota; Viridiplantae; Streptophyta; Magnoliopsida; Solanales; Convolvulaceae
Source: the annotation of a GenBank genome assembly
AAAAAUACUUUUUGAGAAAUUAUAUGAAUAUAUUAUUUUAUCAAAUGAUCCGUAAAAGUACAUAAAGAAAAAGAACAUGAUCAUAUGAAUACUAAAGAGAACAAUUUAAAAAGAGGUAAAUAAGAAGAUAAAAAAAAUUGUUAAGUUCAAAGACUAAAAAUGGGAGGAGUAAAUAUCAAACCAGAUUAGCUGGAACAAGUUUCAGGACAAUAGGCAUUCGUUGUGGUAAAUCCUUGAGCAGACGGACUUGAUUCAUGAAUGGCCUAUCUCAGCCGCUGUCCAAAACCUUGAACCACCUUCUCUCCGCCCCAACCGCCGCCGCCGCCGCUGCACAUUGCGAAUCACUCUUAUACCAUUGUUCCACCACCAAGUGUUUGAGCACCACAAAGCAACUGCACGCCCACAUUCUAAGGACCCGACUCCUGCAUCAUCACCACAACUCCACUCAUUUCCUCUCCCUCCUCACAGCCGCCUACGCCCUUUGCUCUCAAACUUCCCAUGCUCGCAAGCUGUUCGAUGAAUUGCCUUUUAGAACUCUUCACUCUUACAAGACCAUGAUAAGAAUGUACGCGGAAGACGGGGCUCCCCGAGAUGCUCUCAAAUUGUUUGCUGAAAUGCUCCACUCAGGUCGGCACGUGCCGGAUGGGUAUACGUUCCCGUUUGUAAUUCGGGCCUGUGGUGAUUUAUUGCUGCGUGAGAUUGGGGCUGUUGUCCAUGGUCUGACAGUAUUGACUGGGGUUGUCUUGAAUGCAUUCUUGGGGAACUCGUUGUUGGUGAUGUAUAUGAAUUGUGGAGAUGAAGAGGGGGCAAGGAGAGUGUUUGAUGCAAUGCAGGAGAAAACUGCGGUGUCUUGGAACAUCAUGAUUGGUGGGUAUUUCAGAAAUGGUAGUGCCAAGGAAGCCUUGAUACAUUUCAGGAAAAUGAUGGAAGUCGGAGUGAGUAUAGAUUGUGCCACUGUGCUUUCCGUAUUGCCUAUUUGCGGAUACCUGAAAGAUGUGAAGUUGGGGAGAGAGGUUCAUUCAUUGGCUGAAGAGAAAGGUUUUUGGGAUCUUUUACCUGUUAGAAAUGCAAUUGUCAAUAUGUAUGUCAAAUGCAGCUCUAUGGAAGAGGCACGUUUAGUUUUCGAUAAGAUGGUGGGUAGAGAUGUGGUUACAUGGACUACUAUGGUGAAUGGGUACAUUUUGGAUGGCGACAUAAGCUCCGCAUUGCAGUUAUGCCGUACAAUGCAGUUUGAAGGCAUAAAACCUAACUCAAUCACUCUGGCAUCCCUGAUUUCGGCUUGUUCAAGUCUUUCUGACAGUAAACUUGGCAAAUGCAUACAUGGAUGGGCAAUCAGGCAGAAACUUGACUCAGAUGCGAAUGUAGAAACUACACUCAUUGACAUGUAUGCAAAGUGCAACUGUUUCAAGCUUAGCCUUCGUGUGUUUGUCAAGACUCCCAAGAAGAGAACUGUCCCAUGGAACGCAGUUCUCUCUGGGUGUCUUCAUAAUGAUCUUUCAGGAGAAGCAAUUCUGCUUUUCAAACAAAUGCUUUCAGAAGAUGUGAAACCUAAUGAUGCAACACUAAAGAGCUUACUUCCUGUAUAUGCAAUCGAAGCUGAUUUGCAGCAGGCCAUGAGUUUACACAGCUAUCUUGUGAGAUCUGGUUUCAUUUCAAGAAGAGAGGUUGCAACUGGCUUGGUUGAUGUAUAUUCGAAAUGUGGGAAGUUGGAUUAUGGUCACGAAGUCUUCAAGGAAGUGCCUCUCAAGGAAAGAGAUAUUGUGUCGUGGGGUGUGAUAAUAGCUAGCUAUGGAGUGCAUGGACAUGGAGAUAUUGCAAUUUCUCUAUUUAAUCAGAUGGUUCAGUCUCAUAUUGAACCUAACGAAGUCAUUUUCACUUCUGUUCUGCAUGCUUGUAGCCAUGGAGGGUUAGUUGACGAUGGCCUAAGUUUAUUUAAUUACAUGAAGAGACAUCAACCUGAUGAUCUUCGGCCGUAUCAUUACACUUGUAUAGUUGAUCUUUUAGGACGUGCGGGACGGCUUGAGGAAGCUUAUGACUUGAUAAAAGAUAUGCCCUUUAAAUCAACUCAUACCGUUUGGGGUGCAUUACUAGGUGCGUGUGUUAUACACGAAAAUGUUGAGCUCGGGGAGGUGGCUGCAAAGUGGCUUUUUGAGUUAGAGCCACACAACACCGGGAAUUAUGUGUUGUUGGGAAACAUUUAUUCUGCUUUAGGAAGGUGGAAAGAUGCUGAAAAUGUGAGGCGUCUAAUGAACGAAGUAGGAUUGAAAAAAAGACCCGCGCAAAGCUCCAUUAAUUGAGGCUCUAGAAGAUCCUACAAUGUGUUAGAAGAACUUCUUUACUUGAUGUGUAAAGGAAAAUCUGAUGGAACACUUGCGAUUUCAUCUAAGAACAUUGCAAGUAACGGG